Ficedula albicollis (Collared flycatcher) is the source of this 1898-nucleotide messenger RNA. It is a transcript of the gene HTR7, whose product is annotated as 5-hydroxytryptamine receptor 7. NCBI's taxonomy places the organism in Eukaryota, Metazoa, Chordata, Aves, Passeriformes, Muscicapidae. Gene Ontology annotation, cellular component: membrane; dendrite. The transcript is spliced from 5 exons. Gene Ontology annotation, biological process: smooth muscle contraction; G protein-coupled receptor signaling pathway, coupled to cyclic nucleotide second messenger; vasoconstriction. The record is from RefSeq and is a predicted model, not a curated record. Gene Ontology annotation, molecular function: G protein-coupled serotonin receptor activity; neurotransmitter receptor activity. Bases 83 to 1393 code for a protein of 436 amino acids.
GCCCGAGGAGGAGCCCGAGCAUCCCGGCGCCGGAGGCAGCCGGAGAGCGGGCGGCGAGGCUUCAUGGGCUGCCCACGCCAACAUGGUGCUCGCCCUCAACGGGAGCCACCUCUCCGGUAACCUCCGGCCGCUGGCGCUGGAGGAGCCGCGGGCGCUGGGCGGCGGCAGGAUGAUCGCCGGCUCCUGGCCCCCGCGCAGCCUGGCGAGGCUCGGCCCGUCCCCCCCCCCCCCCCCCCCCCCCCCCCCCCCCCCCCUCCCCGCCAACGACUCGCAGUGCGGGGAGCAGAUCCUCAGCUACGGCAGCGCGGAGAAAGUUCUCAUCGGGGCCGUGCUCUGCCUCAUCACCCUGCUGACCAUCGCCGGCAACUGCCUGGUGGUGAUCUCCGUCUGCUUCGUGAAGAAGCUGCGGCAGCCCUCCAACUACCUGAUCGUCUCGCUGGCCCUGGCCGAUCUCUCGGUGGCCCUGGCCGUCAUGCCCUUCGUCAGCGUCACCGACCUUAUCGGCGGCGAGUGGAUCCCCCGCCGCCUCUUCUGCAACGUCUUCAUCGCCAUGGAUGUCAUGUGCUGCACGGCCUCCAUCAUGACCCUGUGUGUGAUAAGUAUCGACAGGUACCUGGGAAUAACCAGACCUCUCACCUACCCUGUAAGGCAGAAUGGGAAGUGUAUGGCCAAGAUGAUCCUGUGUGUCUGGCUUUUAUCUGCCUCUAUCACCAUUCCCCCGCUCUUCGGCUGGGCCCAGAACGUAAACGAUGAAAAGGUUUGUCUCAUCAGUCAAGACUUUGGCUACACCAUUUACUCCACAGCAGUUGCGUUUUAUAUUCCAAUGUCAGUGAUGCUUUUCAUGUACUAUCAGAUUUAUAAAGCUGCCAGGAGGAGUGCUGCUAAACACAAGUUUACUGGUUUUCCCCGUCUGGAAGAAAUAGAAGGGAUCUCUGUGAAUGGACUUGUAAAACUGCACAAGGAAUCUGAAGAAUGUACUAACUUUUCACGACUCCUAAAGCACGACAAGAAGAACAUUUCCAUCUUUAAAAGAGAACAGAAAGCUGCCACCACCCUUGGGAUUAUUGUUGGGGCUUUCACAGUCUGCUGGCUGCCCUUUUUCCUCCUCUCCACUGCAAGGCCCUUCAUCUGUGGUACAGCAUGCAGCUGCAUCCCGCUGUGGGUGGAGAGGACCUUUCUGUGGCUGGGCUAUGCAAACUCUCUCAUUAACCCUUUUAUUUAUGCCUUCUUCAACCGGGACCUGAGGACAACCUACCGCAACCUGCUGCAGUGCAGAUACAGGAACAUCAACCGCAAGCUCUCAGCCGCAGGCAUGCACGAGGCUCUGAAGCUUGCAGAAAAGCCAGAGUUUGUUCUGAGAAGUCCUGAUUUCUCCAGGGAAAAAGAGUCAUGACCAAAUGUGCUUCAAAGCAGCCAGAAAAAGUCAAGCCAGAACAGGAAGAGGAAAAAUGAAGAGUUGGCUUCUGAAGAAGUGGAUAGAUUUAUGAAAUGUACUUCAUCUUCCUUUGAUGGGAAUGUGCUAAAAAUAUUCCAUGAGCUCAAUACAUUACAUUAAAUAUAUUUCUAUUGGAAAUACUCACAUCUUGUUUGUUAUAGAGGAAUAUGCUGUUACAUACAAAUGAAAGUUUUCUGCCUGAGAAAGCCAAAUUAUUUCAGCAAUAAGUUUGUGGGGUGGGGAGAAUGCCACUAAAACUCAAAGAUCAAGCAUUGUACAGGUUUCCAGCACAUUGAACUAUGUAGAAGAACAUUUGUAUGUUUACCAUGCUCGUGGAUCCUGACACUGGUAUUCAUAUUCAGGGAUUGUCAGUGAUACUGAAUGUAUUUUGCUGUACUAAAAAAAAAAACAAAAAAGGUUUUCAGGCAAAUGCUGUCUCUGUGGAUGCUUUCAGAGCUUGUGU